This is a messenger RNA of Dinoponera quadriceps, 1152 nucleotides long. RefSeq names its product protein TIPIN homolog. The record is from RefSeq and is a predicted model, not a curated record. Gene Ontology annotation, biological process: replication fork processing; replication fork arrest; DNA replication checkpoint signaling. Gene Ontology annotation, molecular function: DNA binding. Lineage: Eukaryota; Metazoa; Arthropoda; Insecta; Hymenoptera; Formicidae. The transcript is spliced from 2 exons. The coding region runs from base 141 to 1085 and encodes 314 amino acids. Gene Ontology annotation, cellular component: nucleus; replication fork protection complex.
GACGGGCAGUUCGAUAAGUUUAUGGAGGAAAAGGGGAAUUGCGAGUCGCACGACGAUAGCGAUUUCUAGGCCGACCGGCGUCCAUGAAUUGAGACCCUGCAUACGUGGUUUACAUUUAAUCAAAAAUAUCUUGUACCAUCAUGGCCAAUACUUCCGAUUACGAUGGUGAUGAAGACAUCAUUGCUCAUUAUGAAGACCAAGAAGCCAAUGAUGAACGAGGUAGCUUCAGUGAAGCGGAGGAAGCGACUUCUGACAAUGAUAAGGAUAACGAAGCAGGAACUAAACGAAAGAUUGAUCCGUCAACAUCUAAAGCACACACAGUAAGGAAUCCAUUGCCUAAACUUAAUACAGAAAGAUUGAAGGGUCCCAAUGGCAUUGGAACCAUUGAGAAGUAUUUCGAAGGUUUCAAGUUUUACGGCAAGGGGCAUGAAAAACUGGACCUCGACAGAAUUAUGAAAAGAUUGGAACACUGGUCUCAUCGAUUAUUUCCCAAGUAUCACUUUGACGAUUUUCUCACGAGGGUCGAACAACUUGGCGCGAAGAAGGAUCUGCAAGUGUACAUAAAGAAGUAUCGGCUGGACAUGAUCACUGCGGAUGAUGAUUUAAUCGUCCACGAUAAUAUGGACGAUGAGGAAGACCAACGGGAAAGCGCGCCCCUGGAUGACUUUGAUUUAUUGAUAACAGAACAAAUUCAGAAGCAGAAACAAACUAAAACGCAAGUUGCUGCAUCGGCUGCGUCGGAAGACGCGUUCAAUGAACUUCUGAUGCAGUCCGACAACAUAUCGAGCCCACAGGUGCAAAGUACAAGCGCUACCGGGAAUGAACUGAGCGAUGAGAUGAAGGAGAAGAUUGAACGGAACAAGCAACUAGCUGUCCAGAGAAGACUUCAGAGGCAAAAUGAACGGGACGAAAUUAAGAAGAAGAAAUUGGCCGAAAGCACGAAUGCAGAAGCUCUAAGUGAAAACAGUAAUCUUACAGUUAAUCAUGGGAUGGAUGUAUCUCAGGUAGAUGAUAUACAACCGGAAUCCGUUGAUAAUAUAAAUAAAGUAACUCGCGCCGACAAGUCGGAAAUAAAUAUUGAAUGAGGAGUCAGUAAUAACAGACUGCACUUUGAAUAUGAUAAAAUACGUAAUAAAGUUUUUGUUAUUGAUA